CCUCCGCUGAGGCUGAGGCGGCGCGGCGGCCGGGAGGGGGGCGGCUAGUGGCCGGAGCGACACGCGCCUGCCGCGACCCUAUGCAGUGACUCGUGCGGCGCAGGCGCCUCCUGCCCCGCCGGCGGGGCCCGGGCUUCCCGCGGCGGGAUGUUCUCCCGAAGGAGCCACGGGGAUGUGAAAAAGUCCACGCAGAAGGUGCUGGACCCCAAGAAGGACGUGCUGACCCGCCUGAAGCACCUGCGGGCGCUACUGGAUAAUGUGGAUGCAAGCGAUCUUAAGCAGUUUUUUGAGACCAACUACUCUCAGAUAUAUUUCAUCUUCUAUGAAAAUUUUAUAACACUGGAAAAUAGUUUGAAGUUAAAAGGGAAUAAUAAGUCACAAAGGGAGGAGCUGGACUCCAUCCUCUUUCUUUUUGAAAAAAUACUGCAGUUUCUACCUGAACGAAUUUUCUUUCGAUGGCAUUACCAGAGUAUAGGCUCAACUUUAAAGAAGCUUCUACACACUGGAAAUUCUAUUAAGAUAAGAUGUGAAGGAAUCAGACUGUUUCUUUUGUGGCUUCAAGCACUUCAGACAAACUGUGCAGAAGAGCAGGUGCUGAUUUUCGCUUGCCUGGUGCCUGGUUUCCCAGCGGUCCUGUCAUCCAGGGGACCCUGCACACUGGAGACACUCAUCAACCCUAGCCCUAGUGUAGUUGAUGCAAAAAUAUUCCCAGAAGAAAUCACCCCACUUCUGCCAGCUGUAUCAGGAGAGAAGAUUGCUGAGGACCAAACCUGCUUUUUUCUUCAAAUACUGUUGAAAUAUAUGGUUAUUCAGGCUGCAAGUUUGGAAUGGAAGAAUAAGGAGAAUCAAGAUACUGGUUUUAAAUUUCUUUUUACAUUGUUUCGGAAGUAUUAUCUUCCUCAUUUGUUUCCAUCAUUUACUAAGUUAACCAAUGUCUACAAACCUGUACUUGAAAUUCCCCAUUUGAGACCAAAGCCAAUAUAUGUUACUGUAACUCGAGAUAAUGAAACAACUUACAGUACAAAAAUUCCAUACAUGGCAGCGCGUGUUGUUUUCAUUAAAUGGAUUGUAACUUUCUUUUUGGAAAAAAAAUAUCUAACUGCAACACAAAACACUAAAAAUGGAGGUGAUGUAUUGCCUAAAAUCAGCCAGACUGGUGGUGGUGGUGCAGCCCAAGAAAAGGUGCCCGAGCUGGAUGGUGCUGGGUCCACAGAGCAGGACAAAAGCCAUUCUAACAGCAGCACCUUGUCUGACCGAAGACUCAGCAACUCCAGUCUUUGUAGCAUUGAAGAAGAACAUCGAACAGUGUAUGAAAUGGUGCAGCGGAUCCUCCUGUCAACACGGGGUUAUGUGAAUUUUGUGAAUGAAGUAUUUCGACAGGCAUUUUUGUUGCCUUCCUGUGAGAUAUCUGUAACAAGAAAAGUUGUUCAAGUAUACAGGAAGUGGAUUCUCCAGAACAAACCGGUGUUCAUGGAGGAACCAGAUAAAAAGGAUGUUGCCCAGGAAGAUGCUGACAAAUUAGGACUCUCAGAGACUGACUCCAAGGAGGCCUCAUCUGAAAGUUCUGGCCAUAAACGGUCAUCCAGCUGGGGACGUACAUAUUCCUUCACAAGUGCCAUGAGCAGAGGAUGUGUGACAGAGGAGGACAACACAAAUGUGAAAGCUGGGGCCCAGGCUAUGCUGCAGGUCUUUCUUACAAAUGCUGCGAAUGUCUUUUUGCUGGAGCCAUGUGCUGAGGUCCCCACGCUCCUGAGAGAACAAGUGGAUGCUUGCAAAGCUGUGCUGAUUAUUUUUCGGCGCAUGAUAAUGGAACUUACAAUGAAUCAAAAGACAUGGGAGCAGAUGUUGCAAAUCCUUCUCAGGAUAACAGAAGCUAUCAUGCAGAAGCCAAAGGAUAAGCAUGUAAAGGACUUGUUUGCCCAGAGUUUGGCAGGGUUGCUUUUCAGGACACUUAUCGUGGCUUGGAUCCGAGCAAACCUCUGUGUGUACAUUUCUCGGGAGCUUUGGGAUGACUUUCUAGGUGUGCUGUCAUCCCUCACAGAGUGGGAGGAGCUCAUCACCGAGUGGUCCAACAUCAUGGACUCUUUGACAGCGGUGCUCGCAAGAACUGUGUAUGGAGUUGAGAUGACAAACCUACCUCUAGAUAAAUUAAGUGAACAGAAGGAGAAGAAACAGCGUGGCAAAGGUUGUGUUUUAGAUUCCCAAAAAGGGGCCGCUGUGGGUAGAUCCUUUUCUCUCAGCUGGCGUAGCCAUCCAGAUAUGACAGAGCCAAUGAGAUUCAGAAGUGCUACCACAUCUGGAGCACCAGGAGUUGAGAAGGCCAGAAAUAUUGUUCGCCAAAAAGCAACUGCUAAGCGAAGCCAGUCUAUCAGCAACUGUGUCCACCUCUCUGAGGCUUUGCCUGCCACUAAAAGCGUCCCGCUCCUUCUCCAUACCGUGAGCGCUCUCUUCCCUGGUCUCUCUUACUCUUCUUGCUCUCACAGGCUGUCAGAAGUGGAGGAAUUCCAGCAGGCAGAGAGUACACCCACAGCCGACUCUGAUUAUCUUGUGGUGGGACAGCAGCAGGUCCCCCGGAGCAGCAGCACCUCUGACAUCACUGAGCCUUCUCAAGGUCAAAAGGUAGAAAACUCACAAAAUUUGAGCUCUUCAGAACCCAGGUCUCUUCAAGAGAGUAAAGAACACGUGAAACGAGAACAUGAAGGAAUAACAAUCUUGGUUCGAAGGAGCAGCAGUCCUGCUGAGCUGGAUCUGAAGGAUGAUUUACAGCAGACACAAGGAAGAUGCAGGGAGAGACAGAAGAGUGAAAGUACUGGUAGCGACACAGCUUUGGGCUCCAACACUGAGACAGAGCUACCCAUGAGCCCAUGGCAGACUUGUGAUGAGGACCCAGAACUCAACACUCCCACAGAUGCUGUGCCAGACUCUGAUGCCCGCCACUGGUUACAACUGAGUCCUGCUGAUGCUUCAAACUUAACAGACAGCAGAGAAUGUCUUGCAGACGACUGUAGUAUAAUUGCUGGAGGGAACCUCACUGGUUGGCACCCAGAUUCUGCUGCUGUGUUAUGGCGAAGAGUCUUGGGAAUCCUUGGGGAUGUGAAUAAUAUCCAGUCACCGAAGAUCCAUGCCAGGGUUUUUGGCUAUCUCUAUGAUCUGUGGUACAAGCUGGCCAAGAUACGAGACAAUCUAGCGAUAAGCCUGGAUAACCAGUCGUCUCCAUCUCCUCCGCUCCUGAUCCCACCACUCAGAAUGUUUGCAUCAUGGCUAUUCAAGGCUACAACUCUGCCAAAUGAAUAUAAGGAAGGCAAACUGCAAGCCUACAAACUGAUCUGCGCCAUGAUGACCAGACGCCAGGAUGUUCUGCCAAACUCAGAUUUCCUGGUACAUUUCUACCUUGUGAUGCACCUGGGAUUAACCAGCGAGGACCAGGAUGUCUUAAACACUAUCAUAAGAAACUGUUCACCCCGCUUUUUCUCCCUGGGUUUGCCUGGUUUCUCAAUGCUGGUCGGGGACUUUAUCACUGCUGCUGCCAGGGUCCUCAGUACAGACAUGUUGGCGGCACCCCGGGCAGAAGCUCUCACUCUCCUCGGCUCCCUCGUCUGCUUCCCAAAUACCUACCGGAAGAUCCCUCUGCUGCAGUCAGUGUCAGAAGGGAGUGAGGUCGGCACAGGAACGGAAGAUGUCAAGCAUUACCUCAUAAAUAUUUUACUGAAGAAUGCUACCGAGGAACCAAAUGAAUGUGCAAGAUGCAUUGCCAUUUGCUCCCUCGGGGUCUGGAUCUGUGAAGAGCUUACACAGUGUGCCAGCCAUCCUCAGGUGAAGGAUGCCAUCAAUGUGAUAGGUGUAACUUUGAAGUUUCCUAACAAGAUCGUGGCUCAGGUAGCCUGUGAUGUUCUUCAGCUGCUGGUUUCCUACUGGGAAAAGCUUCAGAUGUUUGAAACUGCUCUACCGCGAAAAAUGGCCGAAAUCCUCGUGGCCACAAUUGCAUUUCUUUUACCAAGUGCUGAGUACUCCUCAGUGGAAACAGAUAAAAAGUUUAUUGUGUCCUUGCUCCUCUGCCUCUUGGACUGGUGCAUGGCUCUGCCUGUGAAUGCCCUUCUCCACCCUGUGUCCACGGCGGUUCUGGAGGAGCUGCACCCACCCCGGGCUCCCUUAUUGGAUUAUAUAUACAGGGUUCUGCACUGCUGUGUCUGUGGCUCAAGCACAUACACACAGCAAAGUCACUACACUUUGACCUUGGCUGACUUGUCAUCCACGGAUUAUGACCCCUUCCUGCCUCUGGCAAAUGUGAGGAACUCCGAGCCAGUCCAGUACCACUCAUCAGCAGACCUGGGGAACCUGCUCACUGUGGAAGAUGAGAAGAAGAGAAGAAGUGUGGAAUUGAUCCCCCUUACCGCACGAAUGGUGAUGGCCCACCUAGUGAACCACCUAGGCCACUAUCCACUGAGUGGGGGCCCUGCCAUGCUGCACAGCCUGGUCAGUGAGAACCAUGACAAUGCCCACGUGGAAGGUGCUGAGCUAUCCUCGGAGGUGUUCAGGAGCCCAAACCUGCAGCUCUUCGUAUUUAAUGAUAGCACCCUUAUCUCCUACCUUCAGACACCUGCAGAAGGACCAGAUGGAGGGACUUCAGGGGCUUCCCUUUCAGAUGUAAGAGUCAUUGUGAGGGAUAUCUCAGGCAAGUACUCUUGGGAUGGCAAGGUUUUAUAUGGACCUCUGGAAGGCUGCUUGGCACCCAGUGGAAGGAAUCCCUCAUUUCCAGUUUCUGGUUGGCAUCAACACACGUGCGGACCUCAGAAAGAUUUGUCUCACAGUGAGGAGGGAGAUGACGCGCUUGAUAAAUUACUUGAAAGCAUUGGCCAUACAAGCCCUGAAUGCCUUUUACCAUCACAACUCAAUCUAAAUGAGCCUUCCCCACCCCCAUGUGGGAUGAACUGUGACCAAGAGAAGGAAAUCAUUGAGGUCAUCCUGCGCCAGAGCAUACAGGAAGAUGAGUAUGUUCAGAGGUGUAACUCUAAUUCUGCAGUGAAGGUCACCAGCCAAAGGCAGCCCUCCCCAGUGGAGCCGCGAGGACCCUUUUAUUUCUGCAGGUUGUUGCUUGAUGACCUGGGAAUGAAUUCCUGGGACAGAAGAAAGAAUUUUCAUUUGUUGAAGAAAAAUUCAAAAUUAUUGCGAGAGCUAAAGAAUCUGGAUUCACGUCAGUGCCGUGAGACACACAAGAUAGCAGUGUUUUACAUUGCUGAAGGUCAAGAAGACAAGUGUUCCAUCUUAGCCAAUGAAAGAGGAAGCCAAGCCUAUGAAGACUUUGUUGCUGGUCUUGGAUGGGAGGUGGAUCUCUCAACCCACUGUGGGUUCAUGGGUGGUCUUCAGCGCAACGGCAGCACAGGACAGACAGCCCCUUACUAUGCUACCUCAACUGUGGAAGUCAUUUUCCACGUUUCCACUCGGAUGCCAUCAGAUUCAGAUGAUUCACUCACCAAAAAGCUCCGUCACCUGGGGAAUGACGAGGUUCACAUCGUCUGGUCUGAACACUCCAGAGACUACCGCAGGGGUAUUAUCCCAACAGCCUUUGGAGACGUUUCGAUCAUUAUUUACCCAAUGAAGAAUCAUAUGUUCUUUAUCACGAUAACAAAGAAACCUGAGGUUCCGUUCUUUGGGCCUCUGUUCGACGGAGCCAUCGUGAGUGGGAAGCUGCUGCCAAGCCUUAUCUGUGCCACUUGCAUCAAUGCCAGCAGAGCGGUGAAGUGCCUCAUCCCACUCUAUCAGAGCUUCUACGAAGAGCGAGCUCUGUAUCUGGAAGCAAUAAUUCAGAACCACCGGGAAGUCAUGACAUUUGAGGAUUUCGCAGCUCAAGUCUUUUCUCCCUCUCCCAGCUACUCUCUCAGUGGAACGGGGGUCUUGACCUCCAGCCUGAGUGUGAACCCCAAGAAAAUCCUCCAUGUGGAAGACACAGGCAAGAGUCCCCUGCUUUACCCAGAACCCUCAGACCCAGGCUCCUGGAAACUGCCACUGUGCCAGCGUGUGCAGCAAGCCUUCCCAUUGUCGGGCUGCCAAGGUCAGAAGUGAUGUAGUUUGUGUGAAACUUUCAAACAAGGCUGUGUCCUCUUGUCCUGGAAUCUCAUAAACCCUGGACUUCAGAAGAAGAAGAGAAGAAGUUGCCAUCAGUCAGGAACAAGUCUGCUGUCAUGUGAACAAUGGAUAGUCUGGAGCCUCUAGUCAGAACACAGUAGCAAAGGGCUCGGGGCCCACAGGGAAAGGGCAGAGGACACUUGUCUGCGUUCCCGAGUUGUUUUCCUGUCAUGUAUAUACCCAAGCUUGGUUCCCAAAAGGGCUGACAAAACAAUUGUGUAACUGUUGGAGGGAUUUCCUCCAUAAUGAUUUUGCUAAUCCUUGUGUUAGGGUUUACAGUUUAAUUCAAACUUUUCAUCAUCAAAAUUUCGUCAUCAUGGAAACUGGCUGUCCCCAGGGUCUUUUCCCAUAGGAAGUUUUUACCUCCAUCACUGAACCUUUCUCCACCUGGUACCUGAGAUCCACUGACUUAGAUUUUCCUGGCAACAUAGUUCUGCCAGAUCUGGACAGUGAUGUUUCACACGGAGCGAUCAGAAGUAUCCGGAAGUAUAGGCCUGUCCGCAUGAGAGCACUAAGCCGAUAUCUCAACCCUGCGCAGGCCAGCUCAGCCCAGCCUAGCUUAGUUCAGCUCAGCCCUGCCCAGCUCAGAUCAGCCCAGAUCAGCCAUACCUAGCCCAGCCCAGCCCUGCUCAACCCUGCUCAGCUCAGUCCAGCCUAGCUCAGCCCUGCCCAGCUCAGCCCUACCCAACCCUGCUUAGUCCUAUCCAGCCCAGCCCUGCCCAGAUCAACCCUGCCCAGCCCCGCUCAGCCCAGCCCUACCCAGAUCAGCUCUGCUCAGCCCAGUUCAGCCAAGCCCAGUCCUGCUCAGCCCUGUUCAGUCCAGCUCAGCCCAGCACCACCUACAUCAACACACAAGAUUAGUACCUGUUCCAGCUCCAGGGCUGACCAGCACCCACAUUGUGUCCAGUACCGCCCAAAUCUCACUGGUAGUCUUCCUCCUACCUAUUGCUCAAAAACCAAGACAGGCCUUGGAAACAAUUCUUGUCACUUAAGUUUUAGGGUAACAGAUU
Messenger RNA from Microtus oregoni (creeping vole), 7133 nucleotides. It is a transcript of the gene Ralgapa2, whose product is annotated as Ral GTPase activating protein catalytic subunit alpha 2. Gene Ontology annotation, cellular component: nucleus; cytoplasm. Gene Ontology annotation, molecular function: GTPase activator activity. Bases 148 to 6060 code for a protein of 1970 amino acids. The transcript is spliced from 40 exons. Gene Ontology annotation, biological process: regulation of small GTPase mediated signal transduction; positive regulation of GTPase activity. The record is from RefSeq and is a predicted model, not a curated record. NCBI's taxonomy places the organism in Eukaryota, Metazoa, Chordata, Mammalia, Rodentia, Cricetidae.